AUGCAGCCGCCAACCACAUGGAAUCAUAUAUUCUGCUCAUCUGGGCAGAAUGAAGAUGUACUUUCUGUUGCCUCUACAGACUACUCACAGCCAUCAACGGAGCCUGAAGAGCACAUCCCAGCAACUGAUCCGUUGGAGAUUGCUCAUUUGUGGUCAUCAGUAUUGGAAGCGGUAGGCGCUUCUGAAGAAAAAAUCUUCUCUACAGAGUCAUCAGUUCCAGACGAUCAAAUUAUCAAUUAUCCUCUUAACGAACCAGCUACUUUCGGGCAAUAUUCGAAUCUGAUGGGAAAGAAUGCCCAGCAGUUUGGUCACUCACUGCCAACCAUGAGUUCAUCACAGAGAGCCGUCCACUGGGGCAAGCUCGAUCAGACAGAAACCAAGCCAGAACCAAAUGCAAGAGCACCCUCUAGGGUCCGUGGCCGAGCGCCAAAUGCAGUAACUACUCCGGCCAGUGACGCACAGGAAGACAUGCCUUGUAACAUUGGAAAGGACGAACUAGCCACCACGUCUGCACAAGAUCACUUUCACUCUAUGCUCGGGCACGGAUCAGCAGCGGGGACAAACAACCCAAAGAGCUCAACCCAGCAUGACAAAGAUAGUGCAUUUUAUGAACGCGUCUCUCGUGAUUACAAUCUGUUAAUGGCCUAUCGGUAUUCAAGUUAUCCCCUCUCUUCCCUGAUCCAUGAUCGGUUCUUCAGCCUAGAUCCACCUUACGCUGCCCCGAACUAUGGACCGCCAAGCGCUGUAAAAGUCCACAACUUUGGCAUCAAUGUCGAGCAUAUUCAGUGGAAGACGUCCCCUGACUCGCUGUCUGAGUGCACCACAUCGCCGCAACCUUUCUCCUGUACCUUUUGGCUCGUCGUGGAGGCUCUUGAACAAGACGUUCGCGAGUAUUUGACAAAUUACACCUGCGUGAUAGGCGACAACUUGGUUUUUCCUUAUCUUACUAUCGAUUUUCGAAAAGACGACGAACGACUCCAAGGAGCGAGACGACGAGCAGCAUGCAAUGCCAAGCAAGCUCUCUACAACCGGUAUUGCUUAUACAUGGAGACUUCAAAAGAGUGUCCCGAAGCUGCCGGAGCACUGAACAACGCCCUUCACUGUCAUUUUACAAUCAUCUUUGAUGAUAUGAACUGCGAAUGCUGGCAGAUCACUCCUGAUCAUGACAAUGAAUGGACUGGGAAGGGCUGUACGAUGAAGCGAAUCUUCUCUGCAUCGUUGCUUGGACCAAGUGGUCUCAAAAGGCUGCACGAAUGGAUCAAUGAAAUCCACCAUUGGGCUACAACAAAGUAUGGUCCUGCAUGUGCCAAGGAGAUCCGAACCCGUUUACAAGCGAGGAACGCAAAGAAGACGGGUACAGUAGCUCAGUAG
Endocarpon pusillum Z07020 is the source of this 1371-nucleotide messenger RNA. RefSeq lists its product as uncharacterized. Lineage: Eukaryota; Fungi; Ascomycota; Eurotiomycetes; Verrucariales; Verrucariaceae. The record is from RefSeq and is a predicted model, not a curated record. The transcript has 2 exons. Bases 1 to 1371 code for a protein of 456 amino acids.